This is a messenger RNA of Lytechinus variegatus (green sea urchin), 1867 nucleotides long. RefSeq lists its product as uncharacterized. Lineage: Eukaryota; Metazoa; Echinodermata; Echinoidea; Temnopleuroida; Toxopneustidae. The transcript has 9 exons. Bases 3 to 1010 code for a protein of 335 amino acids. The record is from RefSeq and is a predicted model, not a curated record.
AAAUGCGCGCGCACCACUUAGAAACCAAAGUAAAGAUGGGCGGUUCGCAAUCGCGUCUCGAUCCUCGGAUCCUCGACAGUAGCUCAAAUUAUUGGCCGGAGUUAGAACUUGAGAAGCAAAUUUCUGUUUUUACUUACGAUGAGAAUAAACCAGAAGUGAAGGUUUUGGUGAGAGGUGAUACAGUCUCUGCAGAUCAGCUGUUGAAGAAGGUUGCUAAAGCUCUUGAUAUGAAGAUGGUUGGUAUGAAGAACUUUGGUAUUUUUGAAGGACUACACACACCUAUCAAGAAAUUCAAAUGUUCAGAUAAGGUCAAGACAAGUUCAAAAGGACUGAGUCUACAAAAAUGGUGCUUUGACCUUCGUAAAGAAAAGAAAGAGAUUGUGAAAGAUCCGGUAGCAUUGUACUUAACAUGUCUCCAAGCCAGAUCACAGAUUAUGCAAGGUAUCCUUACUCCAACUCCAGAACAGAUGGCAAAACUAGAAGAUCACAACGAACCAGCCUUCUUGGAUUCCACAUCAUAUCUUUCUGUGUGUCAUUGUAUGGAAGAUUACAUGACAGCCUAUAUCAAGCAUUGUGAACUCAAAAAAGAGCUCUGCAUUGGGUCUCUAAAGUUACCAGUGGGAGCUGUGUUUUCAAUACGAGCAAACAAGAGAGGGAUGAGGCUCCAAGCUGAACAUAAAGAGUACUUUAUCUCAUGGAGGAAGAUGAAGAGGUGGACAAGGGCUGAGGAUGACCUCUAUGUGACCUAUGACCUUUACUCCUGCACCCAUGAUACUUACAGCACCUUGUCAAUAGAGACGCCCCAAGCACCUUACCUGGUUGCUGUUACCAUAGAGAUGAUCAAAACAUUGCAGGGGGAGAUGGAUGGAGUAAUUUUUCAGACGUCUGACCUGAAGAUGGACGAGAAUGGAGAGGUGGUGGAGUGGAAUAAUAUAACCUUUGACCCUGGGCAAUUCAAGGCAGAGACUGAAGCAGGAAAUAAGUACAUUGACCUUUCAACUUUGACAUGAGGUCAUGAGCAACAUUACCUUUGACCCUGGACAGGUCAAGUCAGAGACUGAGACAUGAAACAGGUGCAAUGACCUUUUAACGUUGACAUUAGGUUGUUCUCUAUUUGUUGACUCUAAUAUGGAGACAAAGCAUUGAGAAAGGUAAUCUUUUACAUGAUGUUAUUUGUCUCGUGUCUGUAAAUUUCAAGAUGGAGGUAGAAAGUUUGUUGAGUUAUGAAUUGAAAAUGGUCAUACACUUCCUGUGAAAAUGGGCUGUCUGUCCUCAAUAGGGCUGAAGCAAGCAAUAAGUUGAUAUUUUGACCUUUUCAACUUCGAUAGUAAGGCACUAUGGGAUCCUUUUACCAAUUGUGUCUGAAUACUUUUAGUCAAAGCAGUACAAAAUUUGACUAAAAUUCUUUCAAAUCACUUGAGUGCAUUUCAUAAUAAUUGCAUGUUUAUCCAUGCAUGAUAUAUACACCACAAAGCCUUACUUUAUAUUAAUCCACAUGGCUUUCAAAAUUAAAUUGCAUGUAAAAUAUGGGAAAGUGUCUUUCAAAUACUUGAUUAAUGAUAUAGUUUUAUAUUUCAUCCAAAACCAUUUCUAAUGAAUGAAUUUACCAACUUUUUUUUAAUUCUGAAUGAUAAAAUGUUAUAUAUUUAGUUUUAUUUUAGCAUGAACUGAAUUUAUACCAAAUUUGAAAUAAAGUAUGAAUUCUGUUUUCAGAUAGAAUAGUUGAAAUACAUUACUGUUUGUAGAAAACCCAGGAGUUCUUUAUUACCUCAAUGAUCUACUUUUGUAUCCUAUGGUGUCGCAAUUUACUUUUUUUUUUUUAAUCUCUCUUUUAAUUGUCAUGAAGAUCAUUUUUGUCUCACCUGCG